CCGGGCUCCGAGCUCGCUCCGGCUUUCCCGGCUGGAGCCCCCCCCCAGAUGGAGGCUGAGGCCGCGGACGGGCCUCCGGGCGCGGCGGCGGACACGGAGCUCAGUUGCUUCUCUUUCAACCAAGAUUGCACAUCCCUGGCCAUUGGAACCAAAGCUGGUUAUAAGCUGUUUUCUUUGAGUUCUGUGGAGCAGUUGGACCAAGUUCAUGGAAGCAAUGAGACCCCAGAUGUAUACAUUGUGGAGCGCCUCUUCUCCAGCAGCCUGGUGGUGGUGGUGAGCCACACAAAGCCUCGGCAGAUGAACGUCUACCACUUCAAGAAAGGCACCGAGAUCUGUAAUUACAGCUAUUCCAGCAACAUCCUGUCCAUCAGGCUCAACCGCCAGAGGCUGCUGGUAUGCCUGGAAGAAUCCAUCUACAUCCACAACAUCAAAGACAUGAAGCUGCUGAAAACCAUCCUGGAGAUCCCCCCCAACCCCACAGGUCUGUGUGCCUUGUCCAUCAACCAUUCCAAUUCCUACGUGGCCUAUCCUGGGAGCCAGACGACAGGCGAGAUCGUGCUCUAUGACGGACACUCCCUGAAAACUGUCUGCAGUAUCGCCGCCCACGAGGGCCUGCUGGCCGCGCUUGCCUUCAAUGCCUCAGGCUCCAGACUGGCCAGUGCUUCUGAGAAAGGCACAGUCAUCCGGGUCUUCUCUGUCCCUGAAGGGCAGAAGCUCUAUGAGUUUCGGAGAGGAAUGAAAAGGUACGUGACUAUCAGCUCGCUGGCCUUCAGCAUGGACUCUCAGUUCCUCUGUGCCUCCAGCAAUACGGAGACGGUGCAUGUCUUCAAGCUGGAGCAUCUCACCAGCAGUCUGCCGGAAGAGCCUUCAACCUGGACGGGUUACAUGGGGAAGAUGUUCAUGGCCGCUUCCAACUACCUCCCCGCCCAGGUGUCAGACAUGAUGCACCAGGACCGGGCCUUCGCCACCGGGCGCCUCAGCGUUUCUGGGCAGAGGAACAUCUGCACCCUCUCCACAAUCCAGAAGCUGCCACGGCUCUUGGUGGCAUCAGCCGAUGGCCACCUUUACAUCUAUAACCUGGACCCGCAGGAUGGCGGGGAAUGCGUCCUCAUCAAAACCCACAGCUUGCUUGGCUCAGGAACCCCAGAGAACAAAGACAGUGACCUCAAACUUUCCUUACCUCAGUCUUACGCCGCCACCGUUGCCAGACCAGGCACCUCCUCAGCAUCCACAGUGCCAGGUUAUUCAGAGGACGGCGGGACCCUCCGCGGAGAGGUCAUUCCUGAGCAUGAAUUUGCCCCGGGACCAGUAUGUCUGGACGACGAGAAUGAAUUCCCCCCUAUAAACUUGAACCGCGGAAGUCAGAAGGGCAAAACGAAGCAUUGAUGAGGAGAAACGCACCCCAGAAAUCAGGACACCCUGACAGGUGGUUGUGGAGAGAACCAGGAAGGUGGAAGAAUGGAGUAAGAUUGUGUGAGCGGAGUUGGGGUACAGGAGUUUCGGGCACCACCCACUUAAGCCACAGGACUUGGUCACCAGCCCGGGCUGCCCAUGUGUGUGUGUGUGUGUGAACCUCUGAACACAUCCUGUUCUUUAAAAUACCCUCCCGCCCCUCGAGUCCACGCAAACUAAUUGCACUGGUCCAUGACCAGAAUUUUGUAUGGGGUGGGAGGGAGAGAGACAUUCUUUUUCCUUGUCUGCUGUGUAAAAAAAUUGUACUUAGAGGAAAACCUUUUGGAUUUGUAUUUCUUGUAUAUUACAUAUCGAUAGAAACUAUUGUUGUUCUGCAAAGUAUUUUUUGUUUUGCAGUGAUUGAAAUGCAUCGUUUAUUACCUUGAAGUUCCAUUUUUAGGACACUAAUAAUAAAAUCAUGGCAAUGCAA
This is a messenger RNA of Suncus etruscus (white-toothed pygmy shrew), 1882 nucleotides long. It is a transcript of the gene WIPI1, whose product is annotated as WD repeat domain, phosphoinositide interacting 1. Gene Ontology annotation, biological process: protein localization to phagophore assembly site; nucleophagy; protein lipidation. Gene Ontology annotation, cellular component: extrinsic component of membrane; phagophore assembly site membrane; cytosol. Gene Ontology annotation, molecular function: phosphatidylinositol-3-phosphate binding; protein binding; phosphatidylinositol-3,5-bisphosphate binding. The record is from RefSeq and is a predicted model, not a curated record. The transcript is spliced from 13 exons. The coding region runs from base 49 to 1386 and encodes 445 amino acids. Lineage: Eukaryota; Metazoa; Chordata; Mammalia; Eulipotyphla; Soricidae.